AUGACAUCAACACCAUUUAUUACGGCUGCUCAUGCGACCACGACUACUGCUCGCAGUAGUAUUACUACUGCUGCGAUUCUUGAUGCGAGGAAGCGGGGGAGGAAAAGGAGGAUGAGACGAAUGUCAUCCUGCACCUCAGGGAACUUGCGUUUUCCCUCGAGUGGCGGCAAAACCAUCAUCGAUAAGAAACGACGACGGGAAACGACGACGACGACGAGAGCUGCUUCGAGGGAGGAAUUCUUACUCGUGAAUAAUACUGCUACCAUCGAGGACGACGAGGACGAGGAUGAAACCACUUUUGUACGGACGACGACGAGACCGCUGCCGAUGACGACGGGAGAAAAAGUGUUACGAGACAGACUGAAACCGAAGGCGUUUUGGACGAGACGAGCGGCGGUGGCGAUGAUGAUGACGACGACGACGACGGCGUCGAGGACGACGGCAAAAGAAGAGAACAACACGAACACAAACACAUCAUCAUCAUCGGCAUAUAUAGAGAAAUACUUCGAACAAGGACCGUUCUCCGUUCGGCAGUUACCGAAAGUGGAACACGUCUCCGCUUCCGUGUAUCCGUUGUGCACGGGCAUCGCCUGUCGGUUGUCGGUGAAAGCGUUGGUGCCAUUUCCACCUCCGGUGAAUCCAGACGAGCUCUUUCCUGUGCAAGGGAGUACUAGUAGUGCCGCGAAAAAAGACUCCUUUAUCCCCGCGGAGAUAACGAAGAAAGCGCUGUUCCCGCUCGCCGUGUUCACGCCGGGAUUUUUAGUCGACGCGGAAUCGUACGAUUUCCUCGCUCGGAGAUUGUGUUCUUUCGGUUACGUCGUUCUGAGAUACGACAAGAGCGAGAGUAUAAAUGAGACGCUAGAUGACGUCGUGAGUGCGUCUUUGUUGGAGGACUUGAUCACGUGGGCGAGUUACGGGAGCGGGACUCUGUCGAACAUUGUAGAUUCGGAGGAGGUGUUGUUAAUCGGGCACUCGAGAGGCGGGAAGAUUUCCGCUUUGGAGAGUUUAUUCGACGAGCGCGUAAAAUGUUUAGCGUUGGUAGAUCCGGUAGAUAACACGCAGUACGCACCAUUAGGACCUGGUUUUCCCUCAGCGGUCAUGGGAAUGGAGAGCGACGAUAGGGAGAAGAAAAAAUUUGGGCCGCCGGCUACGUUAGUUAUUGGCGGGUUGAAAGGCGGCGAGUGCGCUCCUUUGGGAUCAAACUACGCGAAUUUUUUUAAAGCAGCGCAAGUAGCCACGAAGACGUAUCAACAAAAGAGCGAAGAGCCGUGGGGUUUCACCCUCGAUUGUGGGCACUUUGAUUUCUUGGAUGAAAAAUCAUUCAUUCAAUCCAGCGUGUGCGACGUAGGUAAUUUGGACGAUAAAGUGACAAAAGAAAUUACCGCGGCGGCGAUUGCGUUUCACGCAGACCAAACGUUCAGAAGUAAAAAUAGCAGCAACAGUAGCAGCAUUUUUCGAGCAGAGUAA
Bathycoccus prasinos is the source of this 1467-nucleotide messenger RNA. RefSeq lists its product with no specific name. Gene Ontology annotation, molecular function: chlorophyllase activity. The coding region runs from base 1 to 1467 and encodes 488 amino acids. The transcript has 2 exons. Gene Ontology annotation, biological process: chlorophyll catabolic process. The record is from RefSeq and is a predicted model, not a curated record. NCBI's taxonomy places the organism in Eukaryota, Viridiplantae, Chlorophyta, Mamiellophyceae, Mamiellales, Bathycoccaceae.